This is a messenger RNA of Microdochium trichocladiopsis, 2988 nucleotides long. RefSeq lists its product as uncharacterized. The transcript has a single exon. The record is from RefSeq and is a predicted model, not a curated record. Gene Ontology annotation, molecular function: protein binding. Lineage: Eukaryota; Fungi; Ascomycota; Sordariomycetes; Xylariales; Microdochiaceae. Bases 55 to 2811 code for a protein of 918 amino acids.
ACCGAGCUAGCAUUCGUGGAGCUACGACAACGACGGAGCCCUGACACACGCGGCAUGGUGCUCGUAUCUCUCGACGACAGCUCAAUGGAUUACCUAGGCUUCACCGAGGCGACAAAUCUUCGGCUGAAGAUCCAGUCUCCGUUGUCGACGGACGAUCUUCAUAAACGGUUUCUCAAACUUCUGCGCCUCCUCUUCACCAACAAACAUGCGGCACUCGAAGUCUUUGAGAAAGCAUACGACGAUGUACGGGCUCAAGUCGACCAAGCCCACAUCCACAUGAUGCAAACUGAGUUGGAGGUACUGAUACAUGCGGCCCUCGCGCAUGCUCGCCGUCAGCUCAAACGCCACGAGGAUGCCGAGCUUCGAGACAUUAUGCGGAGGCAGCAGCUCUUGGAAGCCCAGGCAGGGCUCACUUGGCUCGAACAAGACCGCACUGAUCUUCUCGGAAAGCUUUCCACAAUCCCAUACCGAGACCACAAGGACAGAAUCCAGGCCCGAGUGCCAGGGACGUGUAGAUGGUUCACCGAUCACCCGACAUUCCUUCGAUGGAGAGCUGGUGAAGGUUCGCCGCUGCUGUGGGUAUCAGCAUUACCUGGAUGCGGCAAGUCUGUGCUGCUCAAGUAUCUCGUCGAUGACUUUCUCAACGUCCCGAACAGCGUCAUAUGUUACUUCUUCUUCAAGGACGACUCCGAAGUCCAGAAGUCUGCGAUCAAUGCGCUAAAAUGCUUGCUGCACCAGAUCUUGAUCAAGCGUCGCGACUUACUGAAUAAAGAGCUUCUGAAAAAGUUCGCAGAGGACCAGCAACUGUCGGAAUCAUUCACAGGCUUAUGGGCUGCGAUACUAGAAGUCACUGGAGCUGUUCACACAGGCGAAGUGGUUUUCGUCCUUGACGCCUUGGAUGAGUGUCAGAGCGCUGAACGCGCGAUCCUGAUCAGGCAUUUGGUCGGGUGGAACGACAACAGGUCUGCUCCGAACAGGCUCAAAAUACUUAUCUCAAGUCGACUGUACACCGAUAUCGACCGCGGGUUCUAUCAUGUCAAGGCCCAGAUACACCUUGCCGGAGAAAACGACAGGGAAAUCGAGCAGAUCUCCAAGGAAAUCGACUUGGUUAUCACCGCGAGGCUGCAUGAUGUAGCAGUACCCCUUCAACUGGAUGAGCCAGGACGAAAAAUCCUGCAGCAGGCAUUAAGCGAGAUUCCACAAAAGACCUACCUCUGGGUAUAUCUCGUGCUCGAGGAGCUUGAGAAGACACUCGAGACUGACGCCCGAGCUCUGCAAGAGAUAGUCAAAACGCUCCCGAAGCGUGUUGAAGACGUCUACGAAAAAAUGCUGAGCAGGAUCGGACACCCGCACAGGGUCAAAAAGAUGUUCUCUAUCCUCCUCGCUGCCGCCGAGCCACUGAAUCUGCUGCAGUUGUCCCAGGCAUGGGCUAUUGUGCCAGAAACGAAGCAUUACCAGAAAUUGAACGUACUGUCUGAAGCCCAAAUCACAAGUCUAGUGGGAGCAAUUUGUGGGCUGCUUGUCAUUGUCGUCGACAAAAAGGUCUACUUCCUACACCAAACCGCCAGAGAAUUUCUACUUUCUUCUACACCAGCGGGUCGGAACAGCCCAAACAACAACCCUUCCUGGAAAGAGAGCAUUGUGCUUGCAGAGGCACAACUUGGCUUGACGCGGACGUUGCUGAAUUAUUUGAGGUUGCCUGAUAUACCAGCACGUUCCGCCAGGGCCGCCGGGCAGCUGUCCAAUCCACCAGACCUGGCAAUUUACUGUGCUAAAAAUUUGUUACAGCACUUGCAGGAUACAGCACCACUCCUUGACCUCGCCGACCUGGAGCAGUUUGAGCUGAUAUGGAGAGACCGUAUGACUGUCUUGGAGCAGCUGUUCCCUGUGUUCUUCCCCAUAAAUUCAUCGCACCUGAUCUUGGCGGCUUGGGUAGGAUCCUCGCACCUUGUACGAGUGCUGCUCUCUGAAGCACAUUUGCAACUCGACCUCGAAGACCCUUACGUCAAACGGACAGCAUUGCACUGGGCGAUCCGGAGCGGCCAUGGCCACAUUGCGCUGUUGCUUAUAGACGCUGGCGCCGAUUUCAGCGGGGCAGAUUUGAACAGAGUGACCGCCUUCACUGCGGCCUGCGAGAGUUGUCAACUGGAGGUGGUGAGGAAGAUGCUAGACAGUGACUCCACCCUUGUAGACCAAACUGAUGACUAUGGUCGUACGCCCUUAUUUAAUGCUAUAUGGGCGUAUGGCGACUUUGUCGCAGACAUGUUUCUCGAACAUGGCGCGGAUCCGCGCUUACAAUUGGACACUGGCAUACGAUUGGAUGAGAGUUCUCCUUUUCAUCACCUGCUCACCGAAUGUCUUGGCUGGGAGGAGCUAUUGGAUACCUUGAUUGCUAGGGGAGCUGAUGUCAACGAGACGGACUAUGAAGAGUACACAGCAUUUGAUAUGGCAGCAAUGAGUGGCUAUAUCGAGGCGGUACCACUGCUACUGCGGUACGGCGCCACAAUCAGCAGGCACGAGGGAGCCCAAGCUCUGGCAUGUCUCCUCGGGCAAGUGGAUGUGUUGCAAUCGUUCCUCGACGAAGAUGUCGAGGCUCUUUGGAAAGAAGGGAGUGAUUUCUGCGAACCUCUCCUGUGGCUUGCUGCUCGAGGUGGUCACAUUGAAGCGGUACGGCUUCUCAUGACAAGGGGAGGAGAAGCCUACGUUGCGAGGGAGAUCCAGCACUCGGACUAUAAACACGGACGGCCACAGAUCAUGCAGAUACUGAAGGCCGAACAGGCACGGUUUCUAGCCGGAAGAGCCAACAAUUAGUCUCUUCUCCUCGGGCAAGCAAGAGCCCACGUCAAGCAUUGUUAGGCCGGAAUACGGGAGGACAAAGGGAAGAGGAAGUAGUCGUUGAGCUGCUGUGUAUAUAUGGCGCCUUGGAGUGAUGUCAAGACGACAAGAGUUAUGCGAUGCUUGAGCACAGGCAAACUACAAAUUCCGUGG